Messenger RNA from Spirometra erinaceieuropaei, 1059 nucleotides. The record is from the annotation of a GenBank genome assembly. NCBI's taxonomy places the organism in Eukaryota, Metazoa, Platyhelminthes, Cestoda, Diphyllobothriidea, Diphyllobothriidae.
AUGUCGCACCGGAAAACCCAUUGCCUGCUAAGAGAUGAACAAAAGGCCCUAAGGGAGCUGAAAGCGGACACCGAAAUAGUUAUUCUGCCUGCUGACAAAGGCCGGUCAACCGUCAUCCUCGACAAGGUGGACUACCGACGCAAAGCCCUCCUGCUCCUCAACGAUCGACAGUCCUACAAAGUCAGCGACGCCGCCAGUCUAAAGUCCCUAGUGGCAAAGGUUAACAGAAUUCUGGCUCGACUAAAAAAGGACAAGGUCAUCACCGUCAAAGACUGGUAUAUGGCAAUGCCCGCAGAAACCGCUAUGGCGAGAUUCUAUGGUCUCCCGAAAGUACACAAGCCAGAUGUUCCCCUCCGUCCUAUCGUCUCGCUCCGAGGCACACCCACAUACGGACUUGCAAGCUGGCUAUUUCAGAAGCUAAGAUUCCUAACUGCAGGCUCACAAACAACGGUGCACUCAGCAGAACAAUUCCUUGACAAAAUAAGGACAGUCACGAUCGAACCGAAUUAAUGGAUGGUGUCUUUUGACGUUGUUUCACUCUUCACGUCUAUACCACAGGCCCUUGCGGUCGAAACGCUCAGUGACCUGCUACGUCAAAAUUAUGACGGGGGCGAUGGACAGCCCACAGCUCAGGAUCUCAUAGAACUCAUGGGGCACUGCCUCAAGACAUUCUUUACCUUCGACGGGACCACAUACGAGCAGAUCAAGGGCACUCCAAUGGGUUCACCAAUCUCCGGACUCAUUGCCGAGGCGGUUCUACAAAAACUCGAGAGACGACUAUUCGAGGAGUACAAGCCCAAGUUUUGGGCACUCUACGUUGAUGACACCUUUGUAAUCAUAAACCAGGGUAAAAUCAAUUACUAUGCGGAAGUACUGAACUCAAUCAUGCCCGAUCUACAGUUCACGAUGGAAGAGGAAGUCGAGGACAAACUUCCAUUCUUGGAUAUUCUCGUCUGCCGCCAACCAAAUGGCGAACUAGCGACGUCGGUCUACAGAAAACCGACGAACACGCUGCAAAUUCUCAGCUACAACAGCAACCACCCGCCACAACACAAAUGA